AUGGCCCUAGCCGCAGAUAUAAGCGCAUUGUUAGACGAUCUAAUCACUGUCAUUGCAAAAACAUCAGACAAGGCAUCUCAUGCCCCGACUACAUCGCGUUUCAAGAGACUGAAGAGCAAUGCGGAGAGUACGAUCAAGAACAACAGGUCAACGCGAACCGACCAGUUCGCGGUGGCCCGUCAGCUAGAUGGUCUCCAGGAGAAAUUCCAGGUGCUGAACCAUGAUGAUCUGGCUGACGCGUUACGUCUCCGUCUGGAUGAGCUCAACCAGCAUGAUAGUCCGUGGUUCCCGGAGAUCUUGUCUCUAUUCCUGCAGCUCUCAGAUAGACCAGCAACGUUAUCAAAACCGGAGAAAAUUGAGCUGCUCAAGCCGCCGGAACCUCCGCGGUCACUGACUUGGUCUGAAAUUGACCCUGCAGGUGCAGCAUACUGCGAUGACAAUAUCUGGGACGAUAUUGACUACGGCGAAGAGACCUCGGACGAUGAUGUCUCGACCGUGUCAAGCGAUGUGUCCAUCCCGAGGAUCGUGCCGCAGAGUUCCAAAGUCGCUCCGGAUGACUAUCUCAUCCCAGAAGAAGUAUUCUCACACGGAGAAGACGAAGGAUUGAUUUCUGCGAUCAAGAGCUCUCAGUUUUGGAAGGCUGAGGCAGUGACCCGCGGCGAGGAUUACUCCUGCCCGGUCACAGAACUACAAGUGGUCAGAGAAACUAUUUUUAUGCUUCAGGGGCUUCCAGCAUCGUUGUAUUGGCGCCUUGAUGACAGUAUCGAAGUAGACCGGAGAUAUGUUCUCCGCCAUUCCUCGAACCAAGCAUUUUCCGCACUGCUUUGCUCGUUCAGCUCUCUAGGAGCUAAGAUAGACGCAUUGCGGAGAUUUGUUAAGAUCCCGCAAUCGGUCCUCUAUGUGCAGACUUUCCAUCGUGGUAUUGAAGAAUGUCUAUCAAUGUUUGAUGCCGCGUUGUCAAACAUGCACGCACGUUAUCUUUCCAAGAGCACAGCAACCACCGUUAGCUUGUUGCAGCUUUUUGAGGAUGUUCAAAGGGAGUCACGACUACUGAUUCCAUUAGCCAACUUACUGGAGGGCCUCAGAUCCCGUCCAUCUCAGGACUCUUUCGAAUGCCUUGACAGGCUUUAUGACUUAGUAGGUACAUGCCAGGCAGCAGGUGCAGACGAUGAGUUUGCAUACUUUGCGAAACUGUUCUUCGCUUGCUUUGAGUCGUAUAUCAAACCCAUACGACUGUGGAUGGAGACAGGACAGCUGGACACUUCUCAGGGCACGUUUUUCGUCUCAGAAGCCGCUGAUAGAAACUCUGAUCUGCGAACCCUCUGGCAUGAUUGGUAUAUGCUGGACCAGAAAGAGGGUCGUCUGUACGCUCCCAAGUUUCUGAAGCCGGCUGCCCGGAAAGUAUUCACUACGGGAAAGAGCAUGAUCUUCCUUCGAAAUCUCAACAUCGCGCCGGAGAAUCUGAAUCAAUUAGAGAGAACGUCGCUUUCUUUCGAAGAUGUCUGUCCGGACGAUUCGUCGCUUUUAGUUCCUUUCGCCGGACUAUUGGAGACGGCCUUUGACCGGCUGAUCGAGGCAAAUCACGCAUUUACAUCGUCUUUGCUGCGACAGCAGUUGGAUAGCCAAUGCGGUCUCUGGAUCUCACUCCAGGCUCUCGAGUACAUCUACCUGUGCAGGGACGUGACCAUCUCCAGCUCCGUAGACUACAAAAUCUUCGAAUUGAUCGACAAAGGACGCCGGGCAUGGAACGAUAGAUUCCUCAUAACGGAGCUGGUGCAGGAAGUCUUUGGUGAACUUCCUUGCGUGGACACCUCCAGGCUUAUCAUGCGAUCGUCGCCUGGGUCCUACCGGGACGUCGACAACCGUGCUCGAUCUGUGAAGAUUUUGAAGUCUCUCUCCAUUGAUUAUAUCCUCCCCUGGCCAGUGGCCAACAUCAUCACAAAAGACGCUAUCCAAGCCUACCAGCGCGUAUACACCUUCCUCCUGCAGAUCCGACGAGCAAAGUACGUCGUCUCGAAGCAACGCUUCCCAAGAGGCCCCGACCGGGGCAUCGAAUACGAAGACGAGGAGGAGAAUCUUUGCUACGCCAUCCGCCACAACCUCCUCUGGUUCAUCAAUAUUCUCUACAGUCAUUUGACAGAAAUGGUCAUAUCGACCACGACAGCAAAGAUGCAAAAAGAACUCUCCGCAGCCACGGAUGUCGACGGCAUGAUCACCGUCCACCGAUCCUACAUGACCUCUCUCGAAGACCAAUGCCUCCUUUCAAAGAACCUCGCUCCCAUCCACCAAGCUGUAAUCAGCCUCCUCGACCUCUGCAUUCACUUCUCAGACGUCCGAUCUUCCCGACACGCCGAGAAUGAAUUCGACCAGACAAACCGAUCGUUCCGAACCUCGAUACUCAGCUACGAGCAUUUCUCACACCGAAAGAAGCGACGUCGAAGACGACAAAACACAGACGACACAUCCGACGAAGACGAUGACGAUGAUGAUGACGAGGAAGAUAGCAUGUACGACGAAGGCAACACAACAGGCAACAUCUCCUUUGCCGAAUCAUCUUAUGGCCACCGUCUGCGGAGCCUAAAGAGCCAAUUCGAGCAACUGCUCGCCUUUGUAGCAGCCGGUCUGCGAGGCGUCGGCCGAGUCGAUGGACAACUAAGCUGGGAAAUGUUAGCAGAGAGGUUAGAGUGGAAAAAGGAACGGUUUGUGGGCGCUUAA
This is a messenger RNA of Paecilomyces variotii, 2715 nucleotides long. RefSeq names its product putative gamma-tubulin complex component GCP5. Gene Ontology annotation, biological process: spindle assembly; meiotic cell cycle; cytoplasmic microtubule organization. Gene Ontology annotation, cellular component: centrosome; equatorial microtubule organizing center; gamma-tubulin complex. Gene Ontology annotation, molecular function: gamma-tubulin binding; microtubule minus-end binding. The transcript has 2 exons. Lineage: Eukaryota; Fungi; Ascomycota; Eurotiomycetes; Eurotiales; Thermoascaceae. Bases 1 to 2715 code for a protein of 904 amino acids. The record is from RefSeq and is a predicted model, not a curated record.